Messenger RNA from Effrenium voratum, 357 nucleotides. NCBI's taxonomy places the organism in Eukaryota, Dinophyceae, Suessiales, Symbiodiniaceae. The record is from the annotation of a GenBank genome assembly.
AUGGACCUGAAUAUGCGGGCCAUCCAAAUUGCUGUGAAAAACACUGAUUGCAAGCACUUGUAUCAGAAGCUGGAAGGCCCCUUGCGAGCUCUUUUGCAACCUUGUUUAGGCCCACAGGGCACACAGCGUGCGCAUUUUUUUGGAAAUUUGACGGUGUCAAGUGGGUGGGGCCGCUGGGGCCUGCGGUUCGCGGAAGCUUCGCGUAGGCCAGGCGACCGAGAAGGGUGCGUGGGAUCACAGAAAUGUCACUCAGGUUGCAGAAGCUUGGGGGAUGUGCUGGUUCGCAGAAGUUGGCGGAAGGUGCUGAGGUUCGCAGAACUUUGUGGGAGAGGCUCGUGCUUCGCAGAAGUUGAGUAG